CUGGUGGGCGGGGCCACGGCUUUGACGCUCCGAGCGGCGGCUGCUGCGCCGAGCAGCAUGUCGGGCCUCGGAGCGGGUUCCGGGUCUUUGGAGGCCGUCGCGGAGGCGGAGGCGGCCGAGCUGCUGCCCUUUCUGAGGCCCGGCACGCGUACUGACUUGCAGGCGGCGGCGGCGCAGCACGUGCUGGCGCUGACCGGCGCGGGCCCGGGCCGCUGGCUACUGGCGCGGCAGGCGGCUCUCGUGCGGGCGGUGGCCGAGCUGGCUGCGACCCCGGCCCCGGCUCCUUCCCGUGACGCCGGCCGCGCGCUAGUGAACUUGGCCGCCGAGCCGGGUCUGCACGAGCUGCUGCUGGCGGCCGACCCCGAGCUGCCCGGCCGCCUGCUGGACUGCGCGUUGGACCCUCUGUGGCCCUGGGCGGAGGAAGCGGCCGCCGCGCUUGCCAACCUGAGCCGCGAGCCUGUGGCGUGUGCCGCGGUGAUGGGGAAGCUGGCGGCCGCGGAGCCGGGGCAGCCAGAUCUGGAGCGGCUGGUGCACGCGCUGUGCACGCCCAGCUACAAUGCGGGCGCGCGGCUGCAUUAUCUGGGGCCGCUGCUCUCUAACCUCAGCCAGCGCGCAGAGGUGCGUGCCUUUCUGCUGGACCCGGACAGGUGCGUGGUCCAGCGGCUGCUGCCUCUAACCCAGUACACAGACUCCUCGGUGCGCAGGGGCGGAGUGGUGGGAACACUUCGGAAUUGCUGCUUCGAGCAUCGACACCACAAAUGGUUGCUGGGACCUCAAGUCGACAUUCUCCCCUUCUUGCUUCUGCCCUUGGCUGGGCCUGAGGAGUUCUCCGAGGAAGAAAUGGACCAGCUGCCUGUUGAUUUGCAGUACUUGUCACCAGACAAGCAGCGAGAGUCAGAUGCUGACAUCCGAAAGAUGCUCAUUGAAGCCAUCAUGCUGCUGACAGCCACUGCGCCUGGUCGGAAGCAGGUGCGGGACCAGGGGUCCUACUUGAUCCUUCGGGAGCUACACAGCUGGGAGCCAGAACCUGAUGUUCAGGUGGCUUGUGAGAAGCUUAUCCAGGUGCUUAUUGGUGAUGAGCCAGAGCAUGGUUUGGAAAACCUCCUGGAGGUGCAGGUUCCUGAGGAUGUGGAGCAGCAGCUGCAGCGUCUGGACCAGCGAGAACGAGAGCUGGCUCAACAGCUAAGAGGAGAGGGUGCCUCACCUACCUGAGGCCCCUUUGGCCUGACUGCUAACUCCAGAUCCACCUUUGCCAGGGUUCCCACAAGUUUCUAGGGCAAAUGUUCAGUAAGGAUUGAGAAUAAGGUCCAAUUCUGUGCCCCAUUGCACCCAGCAGGAAUGCAGGUUGUUCAGAGCUGCACCAUUCAAUCAGAGCUGGCCAGGCAUAUGAGGCAGGUCAUAAUGACUGCUGGAGCCAUGAAGAGCCUAUUUCCAGGCAGUGGUGGGGCUGCAUAGAAAACACUGCAAGCUCUUGGGAACCAGCUAGAGCUUCCCACCCCUGAAGGCACUGAAGGAUCUGGGCAUGAGCAGCCUUGGAUGUAUAAGCAGUGCUCCUGCUGUGAGCCUCAUCCUCUGGGAUCCCUUCUGCUUGCCACCUUGGCAGACCGCAAUGGAUCCCAGGGUCUCUUUCCAGGAGUCUACCCUCUAGGCCUGUCUUUGGAUCAGUUGCUGGGUGCUGCUUCCCCUUUAUGAUCUCCAUUUCCCCUUAUCACCUGUGACACAGGGCCCUGCCUUUAACCUUUAAUUGACUUCCUCAGUCCCAGAUGGAAGUGGUGUUCUCACCUAACCAUUUAGAUAGGAUAUGCGCCUUGGUCAGCUUUCUCUUGCACCUCAGUUGCCUUUCAAGACAUCCAGACCCUCUUCCUGGUCACCUUACCUACCUCUGCAGAGAUUUUCCUGUGUGUGCCUGCAGCAGCCUUUUCUUCUCGACAUACCUCUCCCAUCCACUGUUUGCUCCUCCUCUAGAGCCAUGUGUACCUCUCCUCUCCCAGUUCAGUAGGUAUCACAGCAGCUCUUACCCCACUCUUCCAGAACCUCAACUCUUGCUCUACCUGUGUGAGGCUUUUGUGUGCUGGCCUAUUAGAAUGGGUCCUCCCAGGCCCCUGAGACCUGAUGGAGCUUUGUUAGUCUUCAUGGGUGUUUGCAGUGACUGACUUGACACUUCUGAAGCUGGAGGACUGUUUUGCCUUGUGUUUUAUCCCAUGACUUGGUGUUUCAUUGUGUGCCAGGAGUCUCCCCAGGGAGCCUUCCAGCCUGCCAUUAAAGCUCUGACACUCUAG
This is a messenger RNA of Nannospalax galili (Upper Galilee mountains blind mole rat), 2279 nucleotides long. It is a transcript of the gene Hgh1, whose product is annotated as HGH1 homolog. Lineage: Eukaryota; Metazoa; Chordata; Mammalia; Rodentia; Spalacidae. The transcript has 6 exons. The record is from RefSeq and is a predicted model, not a curated record. The coding region runs from base 58 to 1212 and encodes 384 amino acids.